This is a messenger RNA of Octopus bimaculoides (California two-spot octopus), 3561 nucleotides long. Its product is annotated as tetratricopeptide repeat protein 16. The record is from RefSeq and is a predicted model, not a curated record. Lineage: Eukaryota; Metazoa; Mollusca; Cephalopoda; Octopoda; Octopodidae. Gene Ontology annotation, molecular function: protein binding.
GAAUACGUUUAUUGUUACCCUUAGCAACACAAUAAUCAUGGCGUCUUUAAAGUUUCGUUUGUGUCCUAUGAAUACAAUACGAUGUAGUUUAAAUAUCCACUGCUGUUGCUCGUCCUUUUACUGUUUUAUGCCCUUUUACGGAAGCCUCAGACUGAAUUAUUAACCGCGUGGUGAGACAUCACAAACUUUGCUUUCUCUCAGACAGUUUACGUUUCUUAAGGCAAACUGGUCUAAUAAGUAAAAUGAAUAACGAUAUUAUUGAUUUACUUGAAAGUGUGAAAGUUGCUAAAGCUGAAAUAGAAAGAAUAGAAAAAGAAAAUGUCAAUAUCAACCAGUUUUUUCCAUCGAUACCUCACAACUUUGAAAAAUAUUCAACUGGAGAAACAAGUUAUUGGCCUGAACUGAUGAGCUCAGUGUCUUGUGCAAAAUCCAAGAAAGGAAAAUGUUCAGCAAAAACAUUCAGCUGUGACAUGAAUUUGCAUAAAAAUGCAAAUGCUUUAUUAAUGAAUACAACAUCUCCAGAUAAAAAAGAAGAAAAUGAAGAUGAAAAUACAGAAGAACAAAAAGCAGAAGAGAUAACAGAGCAGUCAUUAAAUGACACUGCACUACAGAUUGUAUCUGAAGAUAAAGAGGAAUCUGAAGAUGCUCCUGUGUUCACAUCUCUGCAAGAAGCUCAAACCCAAAAUUUUGAUGAAUACGGCUCAUUUGUAGAGGCAGAAAAUGUGGACGAAGAUACAAAAAGGGAAUAUCUAAUUCACUGCGAAAGUAUAUUUGACUCACUAGUAUGGGUCAGCAAAACACCUAUCGUCAAUAAUUUUAACUUGCGGAGACAAAGCUUGAUUGAAUCAAGUAUUGCUAAAGACAUAAUGUCAGCUAAGAAUUACAAGUCAGAAAAGAACUACUCUGAGUGUUUGAAAUCAUUAAGCAAAGCAGUUAUGAUGGACUUCAAUAACCCUUUCUACCUAGCUGACCGAGCAGAAGUCUAUAUCAUUCUUGGAGAUAUUCAGUCUGCUGUGCAAAAUUACAGCCGAGCUGUAUUCCUCUACCAAAGCUCACCAGUCUUUAGAUCUCGUUUAGCCAAACUUUACUGCUUUCAGGGACAAGCCUUUCUUGACUUCAGAAUGUAUCAUCAAGCUUUUAAAGCUUUUCUCAAAGCUUCCAAGUGGGAUCCUGAACAGUUAAUAUACAAAGCUAAAAGUUUCAGCUGUCAGGUGAAGAUGAAUUGCAUGCCUCAAGCUUGGGCAACUCUUACCUCAUUGAUACACGAGUACCCUGACAACUUAGACCUCAUUGUGAUGAAGGCUCGUCUUAGGCACCUCUCUGGAGAGUAUGCCUUGGCAUUUUAUGACUUGGAAAGCAUUGCUGAAAACAAAGACUGUGCUAGUGUUCGUGCAAUGCUAGAAACAAUCAAAAACAAAGCAAAGAAAUAUUGGCAAGUGGCCAUCAAGCUGAACAUGCGACAAGAUUUCAAUCCGGCCAUCAAAAAAAUUAAUUUGGCCAUUAAAUUAUGGCCAACCCAGGCCAAGUUCUAUUUUCUCAGAGGUGUCCUGUACCGUCACAUCAAUAAGUUCACUUUAUCCAUCGAUGACCUGAUUCUGGCCCUUCAAAAGAGCACCCCUGAAGAGAAGGAGACAUUUGCUUCUGAUGCUGAGAAACAGCUUUUGCUGACCUUCAACGAUUUCUCAGUAGAAUGUUUCACCAAUGGAUAUUUUGAUGAUGCCAUCCAGCUGCUCAACAAGGCCAUCUCUGUGGAGAAGAUGCAGAAAGGGCUCUACCUGAACAGGGCUGAAUGUUUUUAUCAGAAGGGAGAUUACCAUUUUGCUCUGCAGGACUAUGAACAAGCCUUGGAGUUAGAUCCCUUGGACAGGAAAUAUUUUCCUAGGAUUUCUGAACUCAGUUACUUGUUAGCACUACAGUACUACACUGACCGAAACUUUGAGGAAUCUGUAGUAAAAUUGGACAAGGCAGUAAGUUACUCACCAAUCUCUGGCCAAUUAUAUAUCUUGAGAGCCAAGUGUAAACGCAUGUUACAGGAUCUGUGUGGUGCCAGACAUGACAUCUUACUUGGUUUCCACUUGAUGCCAACCAGCAAAGAUAUCCUACCGGUCUUUGGAUACCUCUUUCCAUCCAUCCCAACAAAACAUAUAUUGACUAGUCCACAAGCAACACAAGCCAGAGUUUUAGCUGAAGAGUUGCUCUCUGAUCCACUUCACCAAAGUAUAGAAAGAACCUUCAGUUUCACUGCAGAUGAGAAUAGUGUGCUAACAUCCCUGAUUACUGACCCAUUAACUGUGUUGGGUAAUCAACCACCAACACUCCUCCAGCCAAGUUUCUGUUCUACUCCUGAUUUGCUUCAAGAAAAGAAAAGGAUCAGUACAAAAAUCAAGCAAGUUCAUUCAAAUAAAGACCUUCUGCAACCGUCAGAUCAUAAAUUAACAACAUCAUCAAAUGCUUCUCUCUGGGAAACAGCAUUUUCCAAAUUUGCAACAGAUUCAAAGACAAAGACACUCAAAAUUCCUUCAGCAGUGAAUAGCAAAAUGGAGACAACAACAGAAAGGGAAGAAGAAACUUAAAUUUUGAUUGUGGGAAAAUUAAAAUGUUGACUACUGGGAAGUAUGGAGUAUGUGCAUAUGUGUGUGGCACACACGCACACACACACACACACACACACAGAGGUAUGUGUCUUGUAUAUAUGUGUGUCUGUGUGAGUGUGUGUAUAUAUUUAUAUGCACACACAUACACACACAUAUAUAUAUACAUAUCUCUCUCUAUAUAUACACACAUGUGAAUUUGAUCAUAUAUAUAUUUUUGUAUUUGUUAGCUAUAAAGGGAUUCAAGGUUUCAAGUCACUGAUAUAGAAUUACAUCUAACAAAUAAAGAAAUAUAUUACAAUUCUAUAUUUGUGAGGUGAGGAAUUUAUAUUAUGUACAGUGGUUACAUUAGUUGGACUGGUGUCUUCAUCUUGGUUGUUGCUUUCACAGCAUUUCAGCUGUGUACACUCCAGCCUUCUUCAGACGUCUCAUGAUUCACCUUAGUGCUUUGCAAAACCUCUAGGUGACUACACUGCAUUAACCAAAGCCUUUAUCCACUAUGCUACAAGCAUAACAUAAUAGAUAAAGGCAUUGGUUAAUGCAAUGACGCAUGAAGAAGGCUGGAGUGUACACAGCCAAAACAUUGUGAAAGCAAAAAUCAGGAUAAGGAGACCAGUCUGACUAAUGUAAACACUGUACAUAAAGAAAUAUACAUGUGUGUGUAUGUGAGUGCAUACAUGUGGUUGUGUGCGUGUUUGCGUGUGUGUUUGUGUAUGUGUGUUUGUAUGUGUGUGCAUGUGUGUGUGUGUGUAUAUAUAUAUAUAUAUAUAUAUGUAUGUAUGUAUGUAUGUAUGUAUAAAAACAAAAAGAAGAAAAUGCUUUGAAAACUGUCAUGUAUAAAAGAAAGAAUUUAUUUACACUUUGUAAAUACUCUGUAAAUAUAAAUGUUAAAUAUAUUCUUUCAUUUAUUCCUGAUGAAGUUCACAAAGCAUUUCCUUCUUUAUUGUUUUUUAAUAUAAAUUUACUCGUG